UCUUUCAGCUAAUCUCUCUUCUUCUGCCUCUGUCCUCUUUUAUAUCUCUACCCCUCCACUCUCUUCACCCAUCACCUUCACCUAUUUCCCCCACGCCAUUUUUCACUUCUCACUCCUCCUUUUACCCCUCCAUCUCAAUCUCCAAAGUCUAACACGGUCCCCUUCUUGCUUCUUUUCUUCGCCUAUUUCCGGGUAUCUGGGGUUUCAUGGUCUUCCUGCAUUUUUCGCCCCAUUUUCUUUUGCCGAAUUCUCUAUGGUCCCUUGUUCUGUAAUCUCUUGACACAGCCCCGCCAGUGGAAGCAUUUCGCGUUGACGUACGGGGGUCCCCUUGUUUCCAUGUUUGCACUGUAAUUCUGCAUUAAAGUGGUAGUAAGCUUCGUUUUUCUGCUGAAUUUGAAUUGAAUGGGGAUUGGGAGGAGGGUGGCUGAUAAGAAAGGCGACCACUUUUCUGAAUUACCCGAAGAGACGAAUACCAACAGCAAAUCAAAGAAGAACCGGCGACGUCAGAAGAAGACGUCGCCGGUUCAAAAACUAUUCAAGACUUGCAAGGAAGUGUUCGCCUCUGGUGGGACUGGGAUUGUUCCGCCCCCUCAAGACAUUGAGAAGCUUCGGUCUGUUUUAGAUGCAAUUACGCCAGAGGAUGUUGGCUUGAAGCCUGAUAUGCCAUAUUUCAGGACAACCGCAGCUCAAAGAAUCCCAAGAAUUACGUACCUGCAUAUCUAUGAAUGUCCAAAUUUCUCGAUGGGAAUAUUUUGCUUGCCGCCUUCUGGUGUUAUUCCUCUUCAUAAUCACCCUGGAAUGACGGUUUUCAGUAAACUUCUUUUUGGGACUAUGCACAUCAAAUCAUAUGAUUGGGUGGUUGACUUGCCCCCUCAAACUCCCGCCAGUCUCGAACCAACGGAAAUUCAGAGUUCUGAGGUGCGGUUGGCUAAAGUGAAGGUCGAUGCUGAUUUCACUGCUCCUUGCAGCCCCUCCAUCCUUUAUCCCGCCGAGGGAGGAAACAUGCAUUGCUUCACUGCAGUGACAGCAUGUGCAGUUCUCGACGUUCUUGGCCCUCCAUACUCCGACCCUGAUGGCAGGCACUGCACUUACUACCUUAAUUACCCCUUUUCCAACUUUUCAGUGGAUGGAAUGUCCUUAGCAGAAGAGGAAAAGGGAACUCAUGAGUGGCUACAAGAGAGGGAGAAACCUGAGGAUUUAGAAGUAGUUGGAACCAUGUAUGGAGGCCCAAAGAUCGUGGAGAGCUAAUCUGACACCAUAUGUCACUCAUCUACACCAUCGUCAUGUAGGCGUAGACAAAUUUAAAUUUUCUAUCGGUGGAGGAAGCCGGCUGGGUACCAGCCUUAUCUGAACCGGGGUUGAAACUCGUGUUGAUCUUUGUACUUGUCCUUUUUUCUAGUUCAAUUUUUCAGAUCCUGAUGGAAUAUGAGGCAGCUAGUGACGAUUUCAGCCGACAGUUUUAUUAUUGUUGUACAGAUGAUGAAAACAUUAAAUGAUAAAAGAGAUAUACAGCACCGGAAAUUGAUAUUGGGAUGAAGGUGCGGUGGCCUUGAUGUUUGAAAUUGAGCAGUUGAAUUCACUCAAUCUUCCUUUGGGUGAUUCAGAGAUAAUAAAUAAAAGCAGGAUGAAAUGUAUGAUUCAGCUUCA
Messenger RNA from Prosopis cineraria, 1647 nucleotides. Its product is annotated as plant cysteine oxidase 2-like. The record is from RefSeq and is a predicted model, not a curated record. Lineage: Eukaryota; Viridiplantae; Streptophyta; Magnoliopsida; Fabales; Fabaceae. The coding region runs from base 403 to 1248 and encodes 281 amino acids. The transcript has 5 exons. Gene Ontology annotation, molecular function: oxidoreductase activity, acting on single donors with incorporation of molecular oxygen, incorporation of two atoms of oxygen.